UUAAAGCAGCAAUCAGCGGGUAAAAGUGCUGGGAUGCCCCGCUCCGAACCGAGCCGCAGCGAGCCGCCGGGAGGCUGCAGGAAGGCGGGUUUUGCACCGCGGACUCUCUCCGUGAGAUGUGUCCCGGCGCCGGGGUGGACGUGCGCGGACUGAGCCUGAGCGUGGCUGCAGAAGAUCCGGCGGGGAGCCGCUCUCCGCACACUUGCGCUACUGUGAUGAUGAUGGACAGCUGUUGGUCAUUGAUUCCGUGUUCGGGCUGAGGGAUGAUGAUGCGUGGCCCCCGCGGGGAUCCGGGUUCCGCCAGGGACCGCCGGGCUGAGUUCUGCGGGAGGAGGUGCGGGGGGAGCGGCUGAUCCUCCUCUCUGCGCCCCCGAGCCGCUCCGAGCCGCUCCGAUCCGUGGAAGUGGAACCUACGAGGAGGGUCGUGAUGAUGAUGAUGCUUUCUGGCCAAUGUUUUCUCCUCACAGGUGCACGGAGACUUGACUGGACGAAUUGACAGCUUUGCCAUCAUGGGAUCCCUGUUUUUAUCCCCGUCUGCAUCAGUCAUUUCUCCCCACACGCUGCGCUCAUGGAUCCAGGAAAUAGGUCCGCGGAUAUAACGGAUCCGCAGUAAUUGGUGGUGCUGCGCUGUGAUCCCUGGAGACUGCUGGGUUGUGUAAUGCUUUUAUUCCAUCCCCAGCGCGCACUGCUGUGCAACUUGAAUGGAUGAACGCUAAUUGGGCCCAAAGAUGUAGAGUGAAAUCCACCUGGAUCGACAGUUCCUCCCCCUCGUGUCCACACGGGCUCCCCGGGGACUUCUCACGUUCAAUUGAUUUUAUUCCCAUAGUUUGUUAUUCAGUUUCAUCUGGAAAUAACUUUGAAUGGAUAUAUGGUUCUUAAAAUGUAGUAAGAAUGGAAAGAGCACAAGCUGAUUUCUAUCCAGACCAAUAGGAAGUCCAUAUUUGUGACUUUUACGCAUAGAUAGUUCCAGUGGAAUAAAAGUUUCCCCUGCUGUGUUUAUGUGUCGUGUCCCGGGUUCCCUCCCCACGCCAUGUCCAGAUCCAACAGCGUGAGCCCCCCCGGGGCCGGGGCCGGAGCUCCCGGGCUGAGGGGAGGGACCGAGCUCAGGUCCGCCUGGGGAGAGGCUGAGUCCGUGGCCAAUGGCUGUCCAUACUCGGCCCGAUCCCCGCGCAAGCAGCAGCAGCAGCUCCGCCGGUGGAGGGAGGAGGAUGACCCGGAGCAGCAGCAGCAGCAGCACCCGGCGGGCCGAGCCUGCAGCACCGUGAGCAGGGUCAGCUUCAGGUCCCGCUCGGCCUGGCAGGACCAUGGCGAGGACAAGCAGCGCGCCCCGGGCGAGCUGAGAGCCAGGUCCGUGCAGCUGGGUCUGCAGGAGCGCAGAGCCACCAAGCCCGGCGCCGAGCAGGAGGACCCGGGCAUGCCCGAAGUGAACUGCUCCUUCGCGGCGUGCUGCGUCAGCGUCAUGCACGUCUUCAGGUCUAAGAAGUUCCAGUCGGAGAAGCUGGAGCGUCUGUACCAGCGGUACUUCUUCCGUCUGAACCAGAGCAGCCUGACCAUGCUGAUGGCCGUGCUGGUGCUGGUGUUCUCCGUCAUGCUGGCCUUCCACUGCUCCGGGGGGACGCGCGGCCCCAGCGUCACCUUCGUGCUGGUGUUCUCCCUGGCCAUCGUGCUGACGCUGGUGCUCAUGCUGCUGUGCAACAGGAACGGCUUCCACCAGGACCACAUGUGGCUGGUGUGCUACGGCGUGAUCCUGCUGGUGCUGGUGGUGCAGGUGAUCGGGGUUCUGCUGGUGCAGCCCCGCAGCGCCUCCGAGGGGAUCUGGUGGACCGUGUUCUUCAUCCAUGUCAUCUACACGCUGCUGCCCGUCCGGAUGCGCGCCGCCGUCAUCACUGGGAUUAUUCUCUCCUCCAUCCACGUGGCCAUUUCUUGGAUGUUAAACGGGAUGGACAGCUUUCUGUGGAAGCAGAUAGUGUCCAACGUCCUGAUCUUUUCCUGCACCAACAUCGUUGGCGUGUGCACCCAUUACCCGGCGGAGGGUUCGCAGAGACAGGCCUUCCAGGAGACCAGGGAAUGCAUUCAGGCCCGCCUGCACUCCCAGAGGGAAAACCAGCAGCAGGAGCGUCUCCUACUCAGUGUACUUCCUCGCCAUGUUGCCAUGGAGAUGAAAGCUGACAUAAACGCCAAGCAGGAGGAUAUGAUGUUUCACAAGAUCUACAUCCAAAAGCAUGACAACGUCAGCAUCCUGUUUGCAGACAUUGAGGGCUUCACCAGUCUGGCAUCGCAGUGCACAGCGCAGGAACUGGUCAUGACACUGAACGAACUCUUCGCCCGCUUUGACAAGCUGGCAGCGGAGAACCACUGCCUGCGGAUCAAGAUCCUGGGGGACUGCUACUACUGCGUGUCUGGGCUGCCGGAGGCCAGGGCCGAUCACGCCCACUGCUGCGUGGAGAUGGGGAUGGACAUGAUCGAAGCCAUCUCGCUGGUACGGGAGGUGACGGGGGUGAACGUGAACAUGCGCGUGGGCAUCCACAGCGGCAGGGUGCACUGCGGCGUGCUGGGACUCAGGAAGUGGCAGUUUGACGUCUGGUCCAACGACGUUACACUGGCCAAUCAGAUGGAAGCUGGAGGCAAAGCUGGGCGCAUUCACAUCACCAAGGCCACCCUGAACUAUCUGAACGGAGACUAUGACGUGGAGCCAGGAACGGGUGGAGAGAGGAACGCCUACCUGAAGAGAAACAACAUAGAAACCUUCCUCAUUGUGGGCUGCAGUCAGAAGAGGAAAGAAGAAAAAGCAAUGAUUGCCAAAAUGAACCGCCAGAGAACCAACUCUGUCACCCACAACAGCGGGCACUGGACCGACCGUCCCUUCUACAACCACCUGGCAAGAAAUCAGACCUCCAAGGAGAUGAAGAGGAUGGGCUUUGAGGACCCCAAGGACAAGCAUUUUAUUUUCAGAAACGCACAAGAGAACCUAAACCCAGAGGACGAGGUGGACGAGUUCCUGGGCCGGGCCAUCGACGCGCGCAGCAUCGACCGCCUGCGCUCCGAACACGUCAAGAAGUUCCUGCUCACCUUCAGAGAGCCCGACCUGGAGAAAAAGUACUCCAAACAAGUGGACUCCAGGUUCGGGGCGUACGUUGCCUGCGCCUCCCUCGUCUUUCUCGUCAUCUGCUUCAUCCAGAUCGUCAUCGUGGCACCCUCCGUCCUGAUGAUCGGCUUCUUCGUCACCUGCUUCAUCAUCCUGAUGGCCGUCAUGUUCAUCUCAGCGGUUUACUGCUGCUUCAGGAUCUUCCCGAUACCUCUGCAAACUCUGUCUAAGACGAUCGUCCAGUCCAGACUCAACAGCACCCUGGUGGGUGUCUUCACCAUCACCAUCGUCUUUCUCUCUGCCUUCAUCAACAUUUUCGCCUGCAGCGACCACGACCUGCGGAGCUGCAUCCAGCUGGAGCUGAACAUCAGCCUGGAGAGUGUGAACGCCUGCCACGCUGCGUCUCUCAACUACAGCCUGGACACGCAGCGCAGCCCCUGCGGAGACGACGGGCUCAUCUGCAGCUUUCCUGAGUACUUCUCGUCGUGCGUGCUGCUGAGCCUGCUGGCCUCCUCCGUCUUCCUGCAGGUCAGCAGCAUUGGGAAACUCUUCCUCAUGCUCUUCAUCGAGCUGCUCUACCUUCUCAUCAUGGAGGUUCCUAAGAUGAGCCUGUUUGACAACCAGGACCUGCUGGUCAUGGCCAACGCCAUCAGCUCUGCCGAGCACAUAAACGGAACAAGCUGUGUGGUAGACACCAAGGUUCCCCUGAAGAUCAUGACCCCCGUGGUGAUCACCGUCUUCGUCCUCGCCCUCUACCUUCACGCCCAGCAGGUGGAGUCCACGGCCAGACUGGACUUCCUCUGGAAGCUGCAGGCCACGGAGGAGAAGGAGGAGAUGGAGGAGCUGCAGGCUUACAACCGCCGGCUGCUGCACAACAUCCUGCCCAAAGACGUGGCGGCUCACUUCCUCCAGCGGGAACGCCGCAACGACGAGCUCUACUACCAGUCCUGUGAGUGCGUGGCCGUCAUGUUCGCCUCCAUCAGUAACUUCUCUGAGUUCUACGUGGAGCUGGAGGCCAACAACGAGGGAGUGGAGUGUCUGAGACUGCUCAACGAAAUCAUUGCUGACUUUGAUGAGAUAAUCAGCGAGGAUCAGUUCCGGCAGCUGGAGAAGAUCAAGACGAUCGGCUCCACCUACAUGGCGGCCUCCGGCCUCAACGACUCCACGUACGACAAGGCCGGCCGCUCACACAUCCGAGCGCUGGCCGACUACGCCAUGAGGAUGAUGGACCAGAUGAAAUACAUCAAUGAACACUCCUUUAACAACUUCAAGAUGAAAAUAGGUCUGAACAUCGGCCCGGUGGUUGCCGGGGUGAUCGGGGCCAGGAAGCCUCAGUACGACAUCUGGGGGAACACAGUAAAUGUUGCAAGUCGCAUGGACAGCACUGGCGUUCCAGAGAGGAUCCAGGUGACUGCAGACCUGUACCAGCUCCUGAGCUCCUACAACUACACACUGGAAUACCGAGGCAUGGUCACAGUCAAAGGCAAAGGAGAGAUGAUGACCUACUUCCUCACCGGCGGCCCGUCCAGCAGUUAACCUUUACUAAAUAAUGAACCAACGCGUGACGUCACGCGCCUGACGUCAUGGCAGGCUGGGCCACGGCAGACUGAGAUGGACCACAGUGUUUUCCUCACCGCUGUGAACCUUCCUGAACCCUGAGAGGAUUCAUCUGCAGGCUCAGCAAGCUCAGCCCCCGAGAGCAGCUCAUGCACGGACGAAGGCACGCCUGCUUGAAUCUUUAGACCAAAGAUGUCCAGUCAGAACUUAAAAAGACAGAUUUGGCCAACUAGGUCUGAAAGGAAAAAAAAGAUCCCAUUGGAAACUUCAUGAGCUUCAAUCUGCCAGCUUUCCUGACGGGUUCCCAGACGAACCCGCAGGAAGACAUAAGCUAUGUCAACCUCCGUUUCUCUGCCUUUUCUUCUGCUGAGAUAUUUACAGUAUGUACAUGUAAAACACAAAACAUUUUUAUGUGUAUGCAUAUGAUUUCCAGUACUGUUUAACAUUUGUCGAUGCUGUCGUCGUGGUUACGGUACAAACGUCUCUCAAAUGUGGACAACAAGCCAGCACUGCAUCACGUUUCUUCCAUGUCAACUUCAUCAGUAACUAUCUACGACGGAGGAUUAGGGCCAAACUAAGACAAAAAAAAAUUGGAAAUU
Cololabis saira (Pacific saury) is the source of this 5241-nucleotide messenger RNA. RefSeq names its product adenylate cyclase 5 (gene adcy5). The coding region runs from base 1031 to 4621 and encodes 1196 amino acids. Gene Ontology annotation, molecular function: adenylate cyclase activity. Gene Ontology annotation, cellular component: plasma membrane. NCBI's taxonomy places the organism in Eukaryota, Metazoa, Chordata, Actinopteri, Beloniformes, Belonidae. The transcript is spliced from 22 exons. Gene Ontology annotation, biological process: adenylate cyclase-activating G protein-coupled receptor signaling pathway; cAMP biosynthetic process; intracellular signal transduction. The record is from RefSeq and is a predicted model, not a curated record.